CAGCCACCGCGCCCCGCCCCCUGCGCAGCCACCCCGCUCCCCGCCCUCUGCACAGCCACCUGCCUCUCCCCUUUGGUAGAGUUUGGUCCGCUCUCUGCUCAUGUGACCUCAUGGCUGUGCUCUGGAUCCCCACACUGCCACCUGUCUCCAGUGGCAGUGCACUGGCAUAGCCACAGUGACAGCCCAUUGCCUUUGAGGCAGUCUGCUGUCUUGUGUAGCCACACUGUUGGUGCUCUGCCCCUAGGGCAGUCUGCCACUCUGUGAGCUGCUGCUGUGUGCUGUGUCAUGUCCAGGGAGUCAUGUGAUGUGUGGCUGCGCUAUGUCACAUGCAUAUCACGUGACCGUCCUUUCAGUCAUGUGACCGACAUGUCACGUGAUCCGUGGCUGCGCCCCAGGCACCAUUUCUGCUGCGCUUUUUUGUGGCUGUGAUGGGACCCUAGGCUUGGCUUCCUCUGUGAUGUGAUGGAUCUGGCAUUGCUUGCCCAUGGCUGCCGCUCUCUGCUGGGUCUGGGUCUUUCCUCAUCGUGCGCUGGGCCGUCUGGCCUCCUCUCUUCUGCUGCUUCCUCGUGUCCUUGGGUCCGUGCUCCUAUGCCGCCAGGCUCUCCCUGCGCAUCCAGGCCUACUUCUUGGUUGCUGCCCACGCUCGUUGUGCAUUAUUGCAGGUGGGCUGCAACCUUGAAGGGGGGAUUGUCGAUUGUCCCCCGUGACCAUCUAUUGGUCACUUGGCACCUGCUUCCCUGCAGGAUCGGUUCGGAUGGAGCAUCCCUUGCUCUAUCCCCAGCUGAUUGUGAUGUCGCACCUGGCGCAGCAGACCCUCUCCCUCCGUCCCAUCAUCUCCUCUGCACUCCUCCCUCUGUUCCCAUCAUCUCCGCCUUGGUCCAUAACCUCUCCCCCCGCUGUCUCGCCUCUACGCACGUCUCCACGGGCAUAUACCCCCGGCUUUGGCCGGCGGAACAUCCGCUACGUGCCUCCGCUGUUGUGCGAGGCCUUGCGCUAACCGUGUGAUGGCUGGCCCCCUUGGCCGGCUUGUUACGUCUUGAGCGUCAGAGCAGUCGGUCCUUCUGUUGGCUCUGUCCCCCCUACGUGUGUCUCCAUGGGCGUAUACCCCCGGCUUCGGCCGGCGGAACAUCUGCUACGUGCCUCCGCUGUUGUGCAAGGCCUUGCACUAACCAUGUGAUGGCUGGCUUGCUGUUGUGGCCGGCCUGUUACACCUUGGCUCCGGACAUCCACGGCAGGUGGUAGACCCGUGCAUCACCCGCCGACCCCAUCUAUUAGGUGGCUGGUGCACGCAACAUCCCUCCCUUCUGCAUCCGACACGUGCCUUUUUUUUCGGUUGCCUCUAUUGCUGCUGUGCAGCUGGGACAACUGAUUGGUGCGUCGAGGGCGCCGCACCUUGAAGGGGGGAUGAAGGGGCAGUGGAGGGAAGCGACCGCAAGGGAGCUUCUCUCUACAAGUGGGACGACUUCAGGAGUCCUGGUUGCCCUUACAGGCACCUGAGCUUCUGGAAGGAGCAGAGCGACGACCACCCUGACCAUAGGGAAGGUCGUGGUACAGCCACACAUGCAUAGCUGUGGGGCUGGACCUUAGAGCGGGACAGCGACCGACCACUAGGUCAUAGGGAGCUGACACGCAGCUCAGUGACGACGCACCGGACGACAGAGUGGGACGCGCAGCAUACCACUGGAGUAGUGCGUCCUUCUUUUUCCCCC
Mycena citricolor is the source of this 1709-nucleotide messenger RNA. The record is from the annotation of a GenBank genome assembly. Lineage: Eukaryota; Fungi; Basidiomycota; Agaricomycetes; Agaricales; Mycenaceae.